Molecule: messenger RNA, 1107 nt
Organism: Lactuca virosa
Lineage: Eukaryota; Viridiplantae; Streptophyta; Magnoliopsida; Asterales; Asteraceae
Source: the annotation of a GenBank genome assembly
AUGAGGAUAGAUGGGUCGAGGCAAGGGGUGGGGAAAUUAGCAAGCAAUAUUGGCCCUUUGUUAUUCCUCCGCUUCAAUCCGUUGUCUCGGUUGGCUCCAUUUUUUUCCUCCAUAGAAUUACGAGGCAUGAACAGGGCAACGAAAAUAGCCCUAAUCAACUUAAACAACUCCCCUUUACAUCUGAGAACAGCUUUCUUUCAUUCAACUCCUGUCCUCGAUCGUCGACGACGCACCCACUGGGAAUCUGCUGGAAGUUUUUACAGAAGCUCCUCAAGGAGACCCAACUUCAAUGCAAGAAGACAAAGAAAGUUUUAUGCUAAACAUGAAAUGCUUAGGAAUGCUAGUGCUUUUGCAGAAAACAUUUUCCAGGGAUUGAAUGAUCAUGAUGAAUUUGACCCAUCUUCAAGUCAAGGAAACUCAUGGUUUAGAGGUCAUAGUGGACCCGGUGGGACCCGAGCUAACAGUAAGGGGGCCCAGGCUAGGGCCCGCAAAAAAAGAUUUCAGUUUUAUGAAGCUGGUGAAGAUGUUGAGACGAUUUUUCGAUCUGCUUUUGGUGGAAAUGGAUUCUAUUUUUGGUCUUUUAUAAAUGAUGAAUCGCCAAGAAAUUCAUCAGGCUUCUAUAAUAAUCAUGGGGCUUCAUGGAAUUCCAGACAUCAGUUUGAAGAUGAAGAUGAAGAUGGGUACUCAUCUGAGUCAAACAGAUUAGAAACUGAUUUGACAAAAGACAGGAUUACCCUUGGUUUGACUCGUUCUGGCCCUUUAAACCUUGAAGAUGUUAAAAAUGCAUACCGAGUUUGUGCAUUGAAAUGGCAUCCAGAUCGUCAUGAGGGUUCUUCCAAGGCAAUUGCAGAAGAGAAAUUCAAGGUCUGCAGUGCUGCAUAUCAAUCUUUAUGCGAAAAAUUGGCGAUUAAUUAAAAAUAAAAUAAAAAAUAAUUUUUCUAUUUACCAAUGCCACUUAGUGGUCAUUUGAUUUUUAGUUAUUUAGUGUGUUUCAUUUUUGUACACCAUCAUUAGGAAACAUUAUGCUUUUGGUUGAUUGUACAAUUUACUAAUUUCUCCCUGAACAAUUUAUUAUAUUUUCUUGUGUUAGCAAUUGUUAAGAUUGCU